AGGAAGGUUAACGGCGAGGAUGAAAAUAGACAGGCUGUUCGUGAACGACGACGAAGAAGAGACUGUUGUUGGUCGACGUUAGGUGAAUCGACCGCGUGGAACGGCUCUGGUAACACAUGGCCGGGCCAAGAACCGUUCAACGAUUCCGACGGAACGCUUGUACAACGUGGAACCGGUUACAUCGUGCCUGCAGUGCAAGAAGCGACCUCCCCGUUUGGAAUUUCACGGUAACCGCACGCAGUCUUCCAUCGGCUGUGGCUACGCGAACGUCGAUCGCGCCGCUUGCUCCUGUUUUCUUGCCCGCCGCGACUUCCGGAAACGCCGCUGAAAAAUGGUCUGCGCCUGCCUCGUCACCGUUCUACUUCUCCUCUACAUACUCUUCGACGUGAAUUACUUCCUCAGGAUCGCGUUCACCAUCGGUUUCGGCAGGAUCUUUCAAAAGAGGAAGAAUGUCUUCGAUACGACUACUAUUUAUGGAAUAUGCACCACGCAAGAUGUGGAUUUAUUCUUGAAGCACAUGAACAACGCUAGGUACCUUAGGGAACUGGACUUUGCACGUUUCCAUUAUUACGACAGAACUGGAAUUUACGGGGCAGUGAUGAAGAGAGGCGGAGGAGCUGUGCAAGGAGCAUCUUCCACCCGAUACCGCCGAGCUCUCUCUAUCUUAUCGCCGUACAAAGUGACCACAAGGCUGAUCUACUGGGAGGACAAACACUUCUAUUUAGAACACGAAUUCAUCAGUCUACCGGACAACUUCGUUCGCGCAGUCGUCCUCAGUAAGCAGACCGUCACAGGUUUGAACAUUCCAGCUUCCGAGAUAAUCGCCGAACUGGAACCAAACGCGCAACGACCAGAAAUCUCGAAAGACCUAGAACUCUGGUUGAAAUCCAUGGAUGAAUCCUCUCAGAAAUAUAGAAAACAAAGAUAAGAGGUGACACACUUCCUUAUCCCCUUUCCGUAUUGCUCAAAUGUAAUUACUUCGUAUGUACUUCGUUACCUUGCA
Messenger RNA from Habropoda laboriosa, 1003 nucleotides. Its product is annotated as protein THEM6. Lineage: Eukaryota; Metazoa; Arthropoda; Insecta; Hymenoptera; Apidae. Bases 332 to 928 code for a protein of 198 amino acids. The record is from RefSeq and is a predicted model, not a curated record. The transcript is spliced from 3 exons.